UGGAAGUUACUGUCCUCUCUUGGGAAGCUCUGGUUCCCCUAUGUUUGAAAUGGGAAUUUGAAGUGGGGAAAGACCUGUGGUGGCAUUGCAUUUGAGCCUACUGUUUUUCUUCUAUAAAACUCCUAAAAUUUUGCCAAAUUAUGAGUUUCUCAAAGCAGGAGUUUGCAAGUGUCCCAAAUAAAUUUACUUGUUCCUUGAGCUAAAGGUGCUCAAGAAAGUUGAAAUCUAAACAUUUUCGUGAACCUCACAGAUUUUUUUUUGGGUAAAUAUUGCAAAUGCUUAUCCACAGAGUAAUUGAGCAUACUAUGGCACAAAGCUGAAUAGCUGUUGAAUUGUGUCCUCUGCAAUCUGUGGCGUUUGUGGCCUAAUAUGAUGCUGAAGUACACGCAGAAAGUCUUUUUUUUUUUUUUGUCCUUCAUCCUGUCCAGUAAAUGUAUGAAGAUAAAGAAAAGCAUCUUGAAAAUGGGAAUGUGAAGUGGGAAGCUGGCUAGGUGGUGAACUUCAGAAACAGAGAAAACAACAGGACUUGGGGAGAAUAAAAGGUGUCCAAAAGUCCCUGAUUUUGCAGGACUCUGAAGUCAGGCUUGAAGAGGUGGCAUCCUUUGGUUAGGAGCCAUUACCCUGAUGGGUACAGGUCCUCAGUGCAGAGUUAAAAACUCCUAAUGUUGACUACCUUGAAUGUACGCUUUGGUAUGUAGUUUCAAAUGACGUAGCUUUUAGAGCUAAGCACGUAGAAACCGGGAAACUCCAGGUUAAAGAUUCUCAGUGCAGCUAUAAUUUGAUUCUUCUAUUCACAUUUAGAAUUGGAUUCUACUGGAUCUGCUGGUCACGGAAGUUGUGGGUGAUGCUGUACAUAUCAUUGGAGACAAGCUUCUCACACGUGGCCUUGAUCCAUGUGCUCAUUCACUGAUGUCCAGCUUGUUACUUUACCGUCUUACUCGGUCCCCAAGGCUUGCAGCAGUGACCAAAGUCGGAAGGAGCUGACUUCUGAACAUACCAGGCAGGAUGAAGGACCGGCUAAACGAGCUGCAUGAAUUAGCCAGGUUACACAACCAACAGUUUACUGAAAGUGAGGAUGAUGAAAAUUCACCCCACGAUGUUCUGCUUUAUGAGACUGAUUAUGCCUUGGAAAUUCUCCAUAACGACAUACAGAACAUCCGGACAGAAAAUGACUAUCUAAAAGAGGAUGUGAAGCGGCUCAGAAAGCAAAACAACCGCUUUCUUACUUCCAUGCGCCGUCUUAGUAGCAUCAAACGAGAUACUAAUUGUAUUGCCAGAGACAUUAAGGCCCGUGGAGAAAGCAUCCACAGGAAACUUCACAUAAUGAGAGAUUUCUGUGAAGAUGCAGUAACAAAAUAUGGGGCUAUGUCUGUUAUUGCCAGGGUAGCAAAGAACCACUAUGUUGACCUCAUGCACUCAUUUCAGGGAGCCAUGUUUGAAUACAAUGCAGCAGAGAUGAACCAACGAGAGAACUGCAAGAUUCGAAUUCAGCGGCAGCUAGAGAUAAUGGGCAAAGAUGUUUCUGGCAACCAGAUUGAGGAGAUGAUUGAGCAAGGCAAGUGGGAUGUUUUCUCUGAGAAUCUCUUGUCAGAAGUUAAGGGGGCUCGCUCUGCCUUGAAUGAGAUUGAGACACGUCAUAAGGAGCUUGUGAAGUUAGAAGGUCGCAUCAAGGAAGUUCAUGAGCUCUUUCUGCAGGUGGCCCUACUAGUGGAGGAACAGGCAGACACCUUUGACGUCAUUGAGAUAAAUAUGCAAAAUGUUGAGGACUAUGUAGGAGAAGCUAAAGAGCAAGUGAAAAAAGCUUUGGAAUACAGAAGAAAACACCCCCUCAGAACAAUCCUCUGCUGCUGCUUAUCCUGCUGCAGAAGAUGAUUGUCCCACUGAAGCUAUCACAGACUAACCUGAAUAUCUUCAAAAUCAGGCAUUCAUUCCAGUGACUUUUUUCUAAUGACA
Molecule: messenger RNA, 1953 nt
Organism: Pezoporus flaviventris
Lineage: Eukaryota; Metazoa; Chordata; Aves; Psittaciformes; Psittacidae
Gene: STX11
Product: syntaxin 11
Exons: 2
Coding region: 1006-1872 (288 amino acids)
Biological process (GO): intracellular protein transport; synaptic vesicle fusion to presynaptic active zone membrane; exocytosis
Cellular component (GO): presynaptic active zone membrane; synaptic vesicle; plasma membrane
Molecular function (GO): SNAP receptor activity; SNARE binding
Source: RefSeq, a predicted model, not a curated record